Brassica oleracea var. oleracea is the source of this 847-nucleotide messenger RNA. Its product is annotated as probable tyrosine-protein phosphatase At1g05000. The coding region runs from base 105 to 728 and encodes 207 amino acids. Gene Ontology annotation, cellular component: cytoplasm. The record is from RefSeq and is a predicted model, not a curated record. Gene Ontology annotation, biological process: protein dephosphorylation. Gene Ontology annotation, molecular function: phosphatase activity. Lineage: Eukaryota; Viridiplantae; Streptophyta; Magnoliopsida; Brassicales; Brassicaceae. The transcript is spliced from 5 exons.
UUUGUUCUUUUGCCAUCACUUUCUCUCUCUCUCUCUCUCUCUCUCUCCCUCUCUUUAUCGUCAGAGAGAGAGAAACAAGGAUUGAUUUGGUUCGAUUGAGAUUGAUGGGUUUAUUAAUCGAGGAUGAUAACGACGGCGGCGAGGUUUUGAUUCCGCCGGCGAAUUUCUCGAUGGUGGAAGACGGAGUUUAUCGAUCUGGGUUUCCUCAGCUCGAGAAUUUCGGUUUCUUAUCGACCCUCAAUCUUAAAUCCAUCAUUUAUCUGUGUGCUGAACCAUACCCUGAGGAGAAUCUCAAGUCUCUUCAAUCCAACAACAUCAAGCUUUUCCAGUUCGGUAUCCAAGGCAAAACGGAUCCUCCAACUCCUAUGCCAAAGGAUACAGUCUUGAGUGCUCUUAGAGUACUUGUUGAUGUUAGAAACCAUCCAAUUCUCAUCCACUGUAAGCAAGGAAAGCAUAGGACGGGUUGCCUUGUGGGAUGCUUGAGGAAAGUGCAGAACUGGUGCUUAUCAUCUGUUCUCGAGGAAUACCAGAACUGUGCCGGUUUGAAAUGGAGACAAAGAGAUUUAGCGUUCAUAGAGGAGUUCGAUGUGCACGGGUUAAGGCAAUGUCUGUACAGCAUAAUCUACCAGUACAAUGGUUAUGGUCUGAAGAGGAGAAAGUUGCUGUAUCAGGAAGAGAAUCUUGUUGUUCAAGAACAGCAUAAACCUCAAGCCACCAAAGGGUGGUGAACAGAAGUUUGAAAAUCGGAGGAUUAUAUCUUUUUCUUUUCUUUUUUAGAUUCUUUAUACUUGUCUGUGAUGGACGGAUGGUGAUUCUUCUGAGUUUAGGGUUACAACAGAGGAUUUUA